Molecule: messenger RNA, 2076 nt
Organism: Musa acuminata AAA Group (dessert banana)
Lineage: Eukaryota; Viridiplantae; Streptophyta; Magnoliopsida; Zingiberales; Musaceae
Product: IRK-interacting protein-like
Exons: 2
Coding region: 293-1795 (500 amino acids)
Source: RefSeq, a predicted model, not a curated record
CAGCAAUCGGUAGUUCGUGAUGGUCUUACAUGCAUGCUGAGUUCUCCAAUGCCUUGCUUUUUUGUCCUUGUAAGGAGAAUAUAUGCAAAACUACUUGUCAUUUCUUCUCCACAACGUGCUGAUGAUGAAUCUCCAGCAAUGGCAGUUUCUGUAGCGGUAACAGUGAAAGAGGAGACUCGAGGAAACGAAGUCUGCGGCUAAUUUAUUGUGGGAGGGGGAAGUCUUAGACGCAGCAUUUAACUCGCUACUGUCCCGUAAAGAGAAGAGGAAGGAAGAGAAUAGUUCGUCUUCGAUGGCCUCUCCCUUCUCCUGUCCUUCGUCCUUUUCCCUCCCCUCUCCUCCUCCCCUUCCUCCUCGCUCUCCUGUAUUCGAUCCGAUUCCCGAGCAUGAGAAAGAAGAAGAAGAGGAGGAAUCGCAGCAACUGGAAGUCGUGCCUAAAGAACAGCCAUCGAGCGCAUCCGUAAGCGGAAGUCCAUACGUGCAUAACCCCACGCCGCUCCACUCCUCCGUCACCGCUUCCUCAGCGGCGACAAGCGCACCGACGGCCACUCCGCGGCGACCCUCCCGGUGCAGAGGCCAGGAGGAGAGCGAGGUCGUGUCCGUCUCCUGCAACAAGUGCCGCCCCACCUCUCGUGACAAGCUCAUAACAGUCGUCCCCCUCGAUAACGCCGCUGGCCAGCAUCAACACCCCAUGGUGUCUUCUUCUCCCAGCCUCCGCGGCCUCCGAUCUCUCUUCCUCUCCCUCACCGGCCGGAGCCCUGCCGCCGCUUCAGCCACACCAGUUUCCGACGUUCACGAGGACCAAUGGCGCCUCGCAGCGGCGGAGCUGUCGCGGAAACUCGUCCACGCUACCCGAAAACGCGAUGAAGCCCUCGUUGAGGCCUCCCGCCUCAAGUACUCCCUCGCCGAGCUGGAGCGAAAGGUCGAACGCCUCGAGUCGCACUGCCGCGACCUCGGAGCCGCCCUCCAACCGGGCCCGGCUACCGGCUUACCCCCGUUCUCUGCUCCUUUCACCGCCGAGGUCUUCCACCUCGCCGUCGCCGACGCCCACACGGCCGUGCGCCACCUCGCCCGCUCGCUGAUCUCGCAGGUCCGGCUUGCCGGGCCAGGCUCACGGUCCUCCGACCGGGUCGCGACGCUGAUCCAGCCGUACGAUCCCCGGGCCGCGGUCCAGUGGCGGAGGAACCCAAGCGGGCUGCUGUUCUACAUGGAGGCGCUACUGAACCGGGUCCUGUACGCCGGAUUCGAGGAGGAGGACGAGGAGGAGUCCGACCUGAUCGACCCGGCGGCACGGUGCGAGGCCAGCCGGACGGGCUACGAGGCCGUCCGAGGGCUAGGCUGGGACGAGGUUCUCAGCAAAGGCACGAGGCACUACAGCGUGGGGCUGAGCCGGUUCUGUGACCGAAAGAUGAGCGAGGUGGUGGCGAUGGUGGGACGCACGCGGCCGUGGCCUGAGGGGCUGCUGCAGGCCUUCUUCGGGUCGGCGAAGGGGGCGUGGGUGGUCCGGCUCAUGGCCCGGUCAGUGCACCCGGCGAUCCCGACGCUGAGGGCGAACAGAGGGGCGAGGUUCGAUGGCCGGUUCAUGGAGGACGUAGCGGCCGACAGGGUCAAGCGGCUGACUCCGGUGGGCGUGCGGAUGAUGGUGGCGCCGGGGUUCCACGUGUACACCGGCGGGGUGGUGAAGUGCAAGGUGCUCUGCGUGUACAACAGCGGCAACACGGAGUGCAGCAUCGACAGUUGCAGCGGAAGGAACACUUCCGAGAGACCGCAGCAGCAGAAGAGGCAGUCGAUGUGAGUGGGAGAAGCAGUGGCCAACAGUCGUGCAGGGGAUGUGAAUACUAAGAAUCUAAUGAUUCCAAGAAGCAUGCUGUGUAAUGAUCCCAAGAUUUCGGAAAUGCUUCUGUUUUCAGCUUGCUUUGUUUUUUUUUUUCUUUUGUUUUCUUUUUAAUACUUGUUUUUAGUAAAAGGCUGUGUAUAUGAAUUUGGAUACUGCUUUUUUGUUUGAAGAAAAUGCACAAUAAUAUUGAUUGUGAAGUAAGAAGGUUUACGAUUAAAUAUGAAUUGAACUCCUUGAAA